AUGCCUUUCCAAAUCACUGCAAACUCGAAGACACCGGCAAUCGUCCUAGCAUGCGGAGCAUGGCAUGUGCCCGAGCACUACGAGCCGAUGGUGAAGCCGCUUCGAGAAGCAGGAAUCGACGUUGCCGUUCCCAAGAACCAAUCUCUGAUUGUUCAGAAGGAUCCCGGGAAAGCGAUGGCGAUGGAUGCUGCUGCAAUUGCACGCUUGACUCAACAGUUCACCGGCAGAGGCAAAGAUGUCGUUCUUGUAAUGCAUUCGUACGGAGGAAUAUAUGGGUCCGAGGCGGUGGGUAUGAUCAACGAGAGCAAAGUCACCCGAAUCGGCGCGGGCCGUAUUCGUCGACUCGUCUAUCUGGCUGCGCACGCCGUUCCCAAAGGCACAGCAUUCCUCAGCUCAGGACGAACGGUGCCGGGGAUUGAGACGUCUGAGAACGGAAUGAUGACCCAUUCAGACCCGUACGGUCGCUACUAUACCGACGUAACUCGCGAGCAAGCCGAGCCUGCCCUACAACUACUCCAACCGAUGGCGGCAUCCACAUUCACGCAGGAGACGUCGUAUGCUGGUUGGAAAGACUACGGCAUCCCCGUGACCUUUAUCAUAUGCAAGCAGGACACAGCGGUGACGCCGGAAAUGUGCGAAGGCUACAUAGCUCGGAUGCAGGAGGCUGGUGUGAAGGUCGAUGUGCACAGGGUCGAGGGGGGACAUUGCUCGCAUUUCACCAAACCGGAGCCUUUGAUCGAGAUUCUGGGGAAGCUGGUGAAUGAUGAGGCGGGGGACCUCCUACGCCCACCGCACCGCCUCUCAGCCCCCCCCCGUCCCAACCCCACGCCUCCGAGCACCCUUCCACCGUGGCAGUUCUACGAAAUGGCGACCUUACUCAGUAACAAUCACAGUAGUAGUAGUAGUCAACACUACAAGAAGACGUCGCACGAGUCGAAGCGGCACUCCAACACGCAGGCCUCGGCCUACAUCGUCGACGCCAGCACGAUGGCGUUGACGGGCUUCCACUACACCACUUCUGCGGGAGGCGGACUGGUGGUGGGUUUGAGGUCAGCUCGGGCACACCACCAUCACCGCCUCCGUCGCCUACAAGCCGCUCCGCCGCGCGGAGGGGUAGCGGCGACGCCGCAAUUCACAUCACGGAAGAGUGGGAAUACCGGUCGGCAGAACUCGCUGGUGAUGGACUUGCGAAACACAAACACGCCGAAGAAGCAUAGUGCUGUGGCUAUCCCCGCGAAGCCGGCGCUGCGCUCUGCUUUGAAGCAUACCUUUCCCACCCCUUCUCCUUCGCCGGAAACCCACGCGUACUCCGCUACGUGUGCUGCGGUGAGGGAGUAUGUGGAGAUGUGGGACUAUGCUGGCGGAGCGCGCUUCCGCGGGUUCGUGGUUGAAAAGGGAGACGAGCGAAGCCUGUUCAUCUUCUUUGAUCGGGAGGUUCUUGGGCAAGACUUGAAACCUGGUCUGAUGGCGCAGCUGGAGUUUGCGAGCAGUGAAGCGUUCGAGUGCGAGCAACUUGUUGUCUGUGUCGAUCGCUCGGCAGACGACGAGCUCAUCGCCGACGUGGCUCGCGAUCUCAACUGGGUGGGGUUUGAGCUGAUGACGCUCGAUGCGUGGGCGGCAACGACGAAUUGCUUGAGUGAUCGCUGGUUAUUCUUGGGAAUGGAAACGUAACAGCCGGGGGAGUAUUGCUAUGGAAUGGUCAAGCCGGCGCAGGCGGUUGGAUAAUUCGGUACGGAUUCACGGGGGAAUUUGCAGUCUUUACGACAUUGGCGCAUCUCGAUAUCCCAAUCAAAAUGCUUGCGUGAGAAAUGUCAUGGUGUCAUUGGAGUCAAGAGGGUACUGUAUAGAACGGAGAACGACAGUUUGACAGGUGCUUGGCCGCAAUAUAUAUGCAGCCCAGCGUUGCCGAAGUCACGUUCCCUGUACCUGCGCACACACGCAGGUGUUUAUGCGGGUGUUAUGCGAUGCAAGCGUGCGUGCCGUAGGGCGACUUACUGUAGGCGUGUUGUGCUGCACCCACCCAGCGCGGCAGGCCAAGUGAACGAGCGA
Molecule: messenger RNA, 2049 nt
Organism: Neohortaea acidophila
Lineage: Eukaryota; Fungi; Ascomycota; Dothideomycetes; Mycosphaerellales; Teratosphaeriaceae
Product: ornithine decarboxylase antizyme-domain-containing protein
Exons: 6
Coding region: 1-1671 (556 amino acids)
Molecular function (GO): ornithine decarboxylase inhibitor activity
Source: RefSeq, a predicted model, not a curated record